Molecule: messenger RNA, 2150 nt
Organism: Misgurnus anguillicaudatus (oriental weatherfish)
Lineage: Eukaryota; Metazoa; Chordata; Actinopteri; Cypriniformes; Cobitidae
Gene: avpr2l
Product: arginine vasopressin receptor 2, like
Biological process (GO): G protein-coupled receptor signaling pathway; positive regulation of vasoconstriction; cellular response to hormone stimulus
Cellular component (GO): plasma membrane
Molecular function (GO): vasopressin receptor activity; peptide binding
Source: RefSeq, a predicted model, not a curated record
GUAAAUGAAUGCAUGAGUCAUGACUGACUGUUCCCCGUUAACGCGAUUAAACACAGGUACCUGUAGCUGGCGCUUGGGAAUCUUGGAAAAGUAGUCACCUUUUUGCGCACCGAGAUUGUGCUUCGGCGCUUGCUGGAGUCAGUUGAGCGCAUAACACACUGGCAUUAAGAGAAUAAUUUAAUUACUAACUUUAACAUGCUCGAUAAAAUUAAUUGUAGCAGCGAUAACUGCUCGAAUGCGCAAGAGACUUUAUCCGAGGGAUACUUUGCGCUCGUGAAAGCUGCAGUUCUGGGCUCAAUUUUCUUGCUGGCAGCACUUAGCAAUUUAUUCCUACUGCAUACCCUCUGGAAGAAGAGGAAAAGACACACUCGAACCCAAUUGUUUCUCCUGCACCUGUGUCUGGCUGACCUGGUGGUCGCUUUUUUCCAAGUGCUACCGCAGCUCUCCAUGGAGAUUACGCAGCGAUUCAGAGGCUCUGAUUUGGUGUGUAGAUCAGUGAAAUACCUUCAGGUGGUGGGCAUGUUCGCAUCCACGUACAUGAUAGUGGCUAUGACCAUAGAUCGCUAUCAUGCAGUCUGCAAACCCAUGGUAUCGUUUUUAGCAGGGUCUUUCCGAAGAUAUGUUGCCAUAAGCGCAACGUGGAUCAUCUCAUUUGCGUUUAGCGCGCCACAGAUGUUCAUCUUUUCUCUCCGGGAAGUUGAGAAAGACGUUUACGACUGUUGGGCUACAUUUAUCGAACCAUGGGGAGGCAGAAUAUAUAUAACCUGGAUUUCACUGUCUGUGUUUGUCCUGCCAGCCGUAAUCCUGAUGUACUGUCAGAUAAAAAUAUGCGCUGGGAUUUAUUUCAACAUGAAGAGGAAAAGCUUGCAGGGAAGCACAGGUGAUGGGCGCUCCAGUACUAAAGGGAUAUCCAGUGCUAUGUUGAAGACUGUCAAAAUGACAUUUGUUAUCAUCCUGGUUUACACCCUCUGCUGGAGCCCGUUUUUUGUUGUCCAGCUGUGGUCAGCAUGGAGUCCCAAUAGUGCACCCACACAAGGGCCAGUGUUUGUUACUAUAAUGCUGCUCGCCAGUCUUAACAGCUGCACAAACCCGUGGAUUUAUCUGUACUACAGCUAAGACCUGCACAGACAUCAAACGUUCACUCAACUGCGGUUAUCAACAGCUGAGAAGCUUACAUGCAUUUGACCAGGGCUUUUAUCUUAACUAACCAACAGUGCAUCUGAUUAUUCAGUAUUUGAAUAUAGUUUCUGUGCUCAUUACAGACUUAAAUACCAUUUGUACAGCUACAGAUUGAUAAAGAUAAGGUUUCUUUUCACUGUUGCACAAAUUGUUGUAAGAGGGCAGAAUAAGGUUAGGAGUUUUUGUUUUACAGCUCUUUUGUGUCGUAAUUAAGUUUUUUGACCCUAUGCUGAGCAUUUUAUGACUUAUUUAACAGUAUUGUAUUUGAAAAACUUGUGCUUAUUGACUCUCUCUCUCUCUCUCUCUCUCUCUCUCAGGAGCAUCAAAGUUUAAUUUCAAUCAUUGAUUUCACUAUAAAUUCAGUCUUUGAUAUGACCUUAUACUCAGUCAUUAAAAAUAUCAAGGUUAUAAUUUUUGCUGAAUAUUCUUUAACGUGAUUUUAUGUAGAAAACAGCAAAUCACAAAAAAUUACUUGGGUAUUCACAGACGUGUGAAUGGGAACAUCAUUAUAUAGUACAUCCUUAUAAAGAACCAUUCAUCAUCAUGUCACGCUGCCACAAUGUUCAUUGCCCUCUGUAAUUUAGGAUUGACCUGUGGCAAAUGCAAUUGAUUUAAUGUUAAUAAAUGCAUGUUCCCAUUGAAAUAAAAAUGCAAAUACGCUGUACUAAAGCUUCUAAGGGUUUAAAAUUCCCAAUGUGAUGUUUCCAAUAGUUAUUGUGUCAUGCCGUUUUUUACUGUGAAAGUGAGUGUUAACAUUAUGCUGUCAGGGUUUUUGUGUUUCAUUCAUUUCUGUUCAUUGUUAAUCAUCUUGUUUAGUUCAUUUGUUAUCUCAUUUUAUCAUUAUCAGUCACACCUGUGUGUUCUAUUAUAGUUAAGUUUUACACCUGUGUUUAAUUAGUCACCUACCCUUUAUAUUCUGCCCUCAUGUGUCCUUGUCAGUCGUUAAAUGAAUGUCUAUGUGUCACAGUUCC